Molecule: messenger RNA, 984 nt
Organism: Diplodia corticola
Lineage: Eukaryota; Fungi; Ascomycota; Dothideomycetes; Botryosphaeriales; Botryosphaeriaceae
Exons: 1
Coding region: 1-984 (327 amino acids)
Source: RefSeq, a predicted model, not a curated record
AUGGCAGCCAAGCACAUGGACGACGGCCCUCUCCUUCCCCAAACCGUGUACGACCCUAAGCAUGACCGGACACGACCCAUCGUAGCAAUGCCAGGGCGAGUUGGAAGUGUACGCUCUGGACAAUCCACCAUCAGAUCCUUUCGCCCGGGCGCACACGACAGUUUCAGAGCAUCCUAUGUACCGCUAAAUGAGCCGGGAUCCACGAACACGUCAACCCACAAUUUUCCUACAGAGCCUGCCCAAGCCGCAAUUCCACCUCUGAUCUUCCGCAACGACGCGUCACAAGCCUACGAUUACAAUACUUCACCCUCGGUCGUCUCUUUCUUGAACCAGAAUGGUGUUCCCCAACCCAAAGGUCCUCAGCAGACAAACGCCACGGUGAUCGGCCGAUGCACCUACGAGGUCAGCUUAGACCGCGGCUACUUCAACCACUUCAUUUCCUCGCCUACACCUAAAGAGCUUGAGCAACAUAGAGGACCCAGCGAGAAUACCGACAAGAGCCCUCUGAUUGGCGAUUCCAAAGACAUACCCGAGAAUAUGUCUACCAAGUCUUCGAGCCGAAGCCUUCCAUCCUCAGACAGCAACAUAGUGUUUAUGAAGGGCACCUCUGGAUUCGAAAAGAGCGAGGAGAAUCUCACACUGGUGCGACGAGCCAGGAAGACGGGGCUCACGACAAUAUUUCUCGCCAUUGUGGCCAUGACUUUCUUCCUCGAGGAAUGUGUCAUGGGGGCCGUAUGGGCGUUGUUGCUCUCGAAAAGAUCCAACGGUGCAAGUGCCUUUGCAAGAGGGUACUUCGAGAGCAAGGCCAUGAACUUCGUCGGCUCAGCCAUCGGAGCCCUCGUUGGCCUCAGCGUCCAGUGGUUCCUCUACCCUAAGCUCUCCCGGAACCGAGUCGCGCUACAGCUGUGGAGCUUCGUCCUCAUCUUCUUGACCUACAUGGGUUGCUGUAUUGCGGCUGGCAUGGCCAAGAGACUUGAAUACUGA